AUGAUCAAUACGAGGAAGACUCUGAUUGGACUUGGAUUGGGACAGAUCCUCUCGCUUCUUUCUACUUCUGUUAGCUUUACAUCCUCUGAGUUCGCCAGAAAAGGGAUUAGUGCUCCAACAGCACAGACGUUUCUGGGUUAUUUGUUACUGGGAGUCGUCUAUGGAGGUGUUAUGCUGUAUCGAAGACCCACGAUUAAGGGAAAGUGGUACUACUAUUUCCUCCUUGCUCUAGUUGAUGUGGAAGGGAAUUUUCUCAUGGCCAAGGCAUAUCAGAACACAUCGAUGACGAGCAUCAUGCUACUGGAUUGCUGGGCGAUCCCUUGCGUUUUGUUCUUGACUUGGGUUUUCCUGAAAACAAGAUACAAACUGAUGAAGAUCGCUGGUGUUGUUAUAUGUACUGUUGGUGCUGUCAUGGUAGUCUUCUCUGACGUCCAUGCAGGGGAUCGAGCUGGAGGAAGCAAUCCUGUGAAAGGAGAUUUGCUUGUUAUAGUUGGAGCAACAUUGUAUGCUGUCUGUAAUGUCAGCCAGGAGUUCCUUGUGACGAAUGCAGACAGAAUUGAGCUCAUGGCCUUUGUUGGCCUUUUCGGUGCAAUUAUUGGUGCCAUUCAGGUAAGCAUAUUUGAAAGAGGUGUGCUCAAAUCUAUUGACUGGUCAAGUGGGGUUGGUUUGCGUUACCUUGGAAUAGCAAUCGCGUGGUUUCUCUUCUACUCGUUACUCACAGUCUUACUCAAGACCAGUGGUUCAGCAAUGUUCACCCUCUCGUUGCUCACAUCAGACAUGUGGGCUGUUUUGAUCCGCAUUUUCGCAUACCACGAGAAGGUGGAUUGGCUCUACUACUUGGCAUUUGCUACAACAGCUAUUGGACUGAUCAUAUACUCCAUGAAGGAGAAAGAUGAGGGGGAACAGAGGAAGCUGGUCGAUGAGAAGGAUAGUGAAUCACUUCGAGACAGCCUUGUAGGCAACAACGGGUUCGAGAGCAGCAUCAUACGCCUUGCCUGA
Messenger RNA from Microthlaspi erraticum, 999 nucleotides. NCBI's taxonomy places the organism in Eukaryota, Viridiplantae, Streptophyta, Magnoliopsida, Brassicales, Brassicaceae. The record is from the annotation of a GenBank genome assembly.